Molecule: messenger RNA, 1707 nt
Organism: Trichosporon asahii var. asahii CBS 2479
Lineage: Eukaryota; Fungi; Basidiomycota; Tremellomycetes; Trichosporonales; Trichosporonaceae
Exons: 4
Coding region: 1-1707 (568 amino acids)
Biological process (GO): translational initiation
Cellular component (GO): eukaryotic translation initiation factor 4F complex
Molecular function (GO): RNA 7-methylguanosine cap binding; translation initiation factor activity
Source: RefSeq, a predicted model, not a curated record
AUGAGCAGUGAGCUGUCGAUAACUGCAUCGACAACUGCCAAGACGACCAGCACUACAACCAAGACUAUGGCCUCCACCGUGGCUACAUCUACUGCGACGUUCAGCCGUACGUCCACGUCGCGAGCAAACCUGGCCCGCCUCCCUAGCCUGAAGCAGCUCAGCGAUCGUCUUGGGCCCAAGGAGAACGAGAAGGUCGAGAAGGAGAAGGAAGCGAAGGAAGAGGAGAAGAGAGACAAGGAGCAGCAGAAACCCGCCCUCAGCGAGAUCACGACGAUCACCACCAACGUUCCCAUCGCUGCGCCUACCCCCGUCGUUGGCUCACGCCUGAAGCUCCCGGCCAGCGCCGUUGCUCGCGCCAAUCUGUCCCCCGACGGGUCCAGGACGAAGAAAGAGGGUCAGGUGCAGAAGUCAUCCUCCGAGAAGACCGUGAAGGCCUCGCAGGACGGCAAGCAAGCUGGGUCUCAGCCGCUGAGCAAGUCUAUCUCAAGCACUGCAGAGCCCCUUGCGCCGACUAAGACCCCCGAGCCCGCUGCCGACGCCUCCGCCGCCGGGUCGCAAGUCACUAUUCACGAAGUCAAGGCCUCUGAUGAGGGCGAUCAGCAGGAUGAGUUGCCCGCCGCCCCGGCCGACGCAACGGAUAGCAGUGCCGCUAGCAACGGGGAGAAGAAGGAGAACGAUGACUGCAAGGACGACACGCAGGUCAAGGACAAUCAGGGGAAGCCCGACGCUCAUCGCACUGUUCGUGCCUUGGGUAUGGGACGCCCUGGAGUGCCCUCAACGCCGCCUCCCCGCAGCGACUCGGUGGUGCCCGAUAUCGUCGUGCAGUCAUCAACCCCAGGCAAGGGUGAAGUCUCUGAGGAGACCGAGAAGCCGCAGAUCCCCACUAAUGCCAGGACGCUCUACUAUGACUCCAAGACAUACAAGCCUGAGCCCUCCAAGAAGAAGGCGGAUCUGUUGAACCCUUGGGAGGCUUCGCUUCUUCACGUGGGCACGUUCGACACCGUCGAGGGCUUUGCGCGUCACAUGAACAACAUCCGCCUCCCGAGCGGCCUCGGAAAGGGCGCCAACUACCAUCUGUUCAAGGAUGGCAUCAAGCCGCUGUGGGAGGACCCUGCGAACAAGAACGGUGGCAAGUGGGUCAUGCUCGUGCGCGGCCAGCAAUCUCUCAUCGACUCAAUCUGGUCUAACCUCUGCAUGGCGCUCGUCGGACAGGUCCUAGACCCGUUGAACAGCGUGUGCGGGAUCGUCGUCUCGGCACGCCCCAAGAUGGACCGCGUCCAGGUCUGGACCCGUGGCCGUGACGACUACCCUGCCUUGAAUGCCCUCGCCAACCGCAUCAUGUCGGCCAUGGCCCUCGAGCCCCGUGAACUGGACGGGAUCUCGCUGGAGUUUAACCCCGGAGACAACAUCAACGACAGCAAGCUGCUCCGCAUCACGCCCAACACCCGAUCCGCCUCCGUCGCCAGCUUACCGACCGAUAGUCCCCGCCCGCGCAACAAUCGCCUGCCUAGCACGCCGGUCAAUGGCUCGCCCGUGAUGAUGAACGCGUCCAUGCCGCUGCCGUCCCCUGUGCCCCGAGGCGUGUCGAGCAGCUUGCCCCUGCGUCGCACCAGCUCGGGCCCCGGCGCCAACCCCGGGAACAGCAACCCAUUCGCGGGUCCUCUGGGUGUCGUUCGCGGUAGUCGACUUGGAAACGCGACAAACUAA